This is a messenger RNA of Scaptodrosophila lebanonensis, 4917 nucleotides long. RefSeq lists its product as uncharacterized. Gene Ontology annotation, molecular function: signaling receptor activity; neurexin family protein binding. Gene Ontology annotation, cellular component: postsynaptic membrane; synapse; cell surface. The transcript has 13 exons. The record is from RefSeq and is a predicted model, not a curated record. Lineage: Eukaryota; Metazoa; Arthropoda; Insecta; Diptera; Drosophilidae. Gene Ontology annotation, biological process: chemical synaptic transmission; presynaptic membrane assembly; modulation of chemical synaptic transmission. The coding region runs from base 546 to 4562 and encodes 1338 amino acids.
UAAAUUAUAAAAAAUCGAAAGUGUAAAUUAGGCAUACAUAGAUAAUUUAAAAUAAAAAAAAAAAACUAACUGCGAAUCGCACAGCGAAAGCGAAGACCACAAAAAUUGGCGGCGUAAAAGUUAAAAAGGACAAAGGCGAUUAAGCAGAUUUUAUUGGAAGUGCGGGACGCGCGGAGGAAGCGGCAAAAGCGACGGCGGCACUACGAACGCCACGUAAAAAGAUAAUUUGGUCAGCGCCAAGUCUAUUGGGAGGAAGCACAUACAAUAGUAUAUAGGAUAACAAGAGGGCAUCUUAGUGGCAAGCCAACAACGAUUAUUGUAUAAUAUUUGAAAUCAAAGCGCUAGGGCAUGACAAUGUCUGGAUUGCAUGUGAAGCAGAAGCAAAACAUGCGCACAACAGCCGUCAAAAUGAAAGAGAAUCGAAAGCAACAGAGCCGGCAGCGAAGCCAACGACAACGACGACAACGACAAGGAGAAGCUGUCGAGAUGUCCACAGCCAAAUCAAAAGUACAGGCAAUACGCCAGCAGCCAGCAGCCAAUUGACAAUGACAAAUCCGAGAAGCAAAACAGCAACUACAAAUAGAGCAACUAUACUCGUAGAUAGAGGAGCAACGGCAAAAACUAAGCUAAUGCUAAUACAGAAGCGUUUUCUACAUAUAUUAUACUUUUUGCACGCUUGCUUGAUGAGCCACAUUAGAACUACACGUAUUUGUACAAGAAUUGUGCAGCAAAUUGCAGCGAAUGGCAGCAGCAACAGUCGCAGUCGCAGCAGCAACAACAACAACAACAACAACCAAAUGCAGCAGCAACAGCAACAACAACAACAAGAGAUGUCGCCAGUUCGCUCAGGAAUUUGCAUUAUAAGACUGAUAACAUUAAAGAGCAUUCUAGAUUUUCUGACAACAACAACUUUUAGCACAUGGCCAACAACAACAACAGCAACAGCAACUACAGCGGGUAACAAGGCCACGCAUACAAAACACAAUCAGCAGCAAUCAACGCAUCGGAAGCAACGCUGCCAAACGUAUUUUUCACAGUUAUCGCAUUUCCGACAGGAAGCAGCAACAACAGCAGCAACAACAACAACAUCAGCAGCAAUCCAAAGCUCUGCACCUGGCUGGGAAGCACAGGUGGUUGUUGCUGGUAGCGACGACGCUUCAAGUUCUCUGCGUCCCAUAUUAAGCGUCGCUUCUUUUCAUUCGACUCGUGGCCACCAUUUCGGCCCGACUCCUUCGUCGAUGCUGCAACGCACUUUGCUGCUGUUGCUGCUCCUCUCCUCCUUGUGGCACAACUGUGAAUGCUUCCACGGAAGCGUCAAGCUGAGCAGCAACACGGUGAAAACCAAAUACGGCCUUCUGCGCGGCAUUGUUGUGCGCUCCACGCCACUGGUCGAGGCUUAUCUUGGCAUACCGUAUGCAUCGCCACCGGUGGGCAGUCUCAGAUUUAUGCCACCCAUAACGCCAUCCACAUGGAAAAACGUUCGCAAUGCGGAUCGAUUCUCGCCCGUCUGCCCACAGACCGUGCCCAUCCCGCCAAAUGGACCAGAGGCCCUCCUGGAGGUGCCACGGGCACGUCUCGCCCAACUGCGACGUCUGCUGCCGUUGCUCAAGAACCAAUCGGAAGACUGCUUAUAUCUAAAUAUCUAUGUGCCAUACGAAAUGCGGCGCUUCAGACGUUACACCCCUAAUAGCGGCGAAGCGACAAAUGCUGAUACUGGUCCGAAGCUCUCAACCGUGGUCUUUAUUCACGGUGAAUCAUACGACUGGAACUCAGGGAACCCCUACGAUGGGUCCGAACUGGCCACACACGGUAAUGUCAUUGUAGUGACAAUCAACUUUCGCUUGGGCAUUUUUGGUUUCCUGAAAACCGGCGGCAAGGAAAGCGCCCAAGGCAAUUUUGGUCUAAUGGACUUGGUGGCCGGUCUGCAUUGGCUCAAAGAGAAUCUGCCCGCAUUUGGAGGAGAUCCGCAAAGCAUAACGCUAAUGGGUUAUGGGACAGGCGCCGUCUUAGCCAACAUAUUGGUGGUAUCCCCCGUGGCCAGUGAUCUUAUACAGCGUACGGUUCUGAUAAGCGGAGCCGCCCUAUCACCCUGGGCCAUUCAGAAGAAUCCUUUGUUUGUGAAACGACGCGUAGCCGAACAAACCGGCUGCCAUGGUGAUAUGCUCUACGAUGAUCUGGCCCCUUGUUUGCGAACCAAAACUGUGGCCGACCUGCUGGCCGUGAAAAUCGAUCAUCCGCGUUUCCUCGUGGGCUUUGCACCUUUUGUCGAUGGCACUGUUAUAUCGCCCAGCGUGGAAUCCAUUGGCCCCACUGCAUUGCCCAUGGGUUCAGCUAUUGUUAGUACUUCAGGAAUUGAAUAUGCAAACUUUCCAAAACGUGACCUCAUAUUCUGCCUUACAUCUGUGGAGUCGUAUCUGGAUUUGAGCGCACAAGACUUGGAAUUUGGCUUCAAUGAGACAAGAAGGGAUCGCAUUUUACGGACAUUUGUGCGCAACAAUUUUCAUUACCAUUUAAAUGAAAUUUUUGCGGUCUUAAAGAACGAGUACACAGACUGGGAGAAAGCCAUACGCAAUCCAUUGAGCUCCAGAGAUGCAACUUUACAAUUUUUAAGUGACGGGCACACGGCCUCUGCGCUUAUUAAGUUGGGCUAUAUGCAUAGUCUGCGUGGAGGACGCACCUAUUUUCUGCACUUUAAACACAGAACUGUAGAAGAGGAAUAUCCACAGCGCACUGGUUCCGUGCAUGGCGAAGAUGUGCCUUUUUGGUUAGGUUUACCCGUUUCACCGCUAUUCCCACACAACUAUACCACUCAGGAGAGGCAAAUCGGUCGUCUAAUGCUCCGUUAUCUGGCCAACUUUGCCAAAACUGGCAAUCCGAACCAAUCGACAAUUAAGGCCACAUCGCCCACAGCUAGUGCCAGAGCAGCCACAUUGCCAACUCAUCCACAAGCGAAGCGAGCAACUGAGACCUACAAUGAUGCCCUAAGUCUGGCCGUGCUCUAUAACCAGAGACGCAGCAAUGCGAUGCACGAGAAGCGCUCCCUUUACCGGAGACGUCUGCGCAGCAACGAUGCCGCCGCCUACACACAACUGGGCCUGGGCAAUGAGCACGAGGUGGGCAGCUACGACGGCGACGAGUUGCCCUUUUGGGAUGCCUACGAUGUGGUCAACCAGCUGUACAUCGAACUGGGUAACAAGGCGAACAUUCAGAGUCAUUAUCGAGGCCAUAAGCUAUCCAUGUGGCUGAAUCUGAUACCACAGCUCCAUAGGCAUUUCAACAUAAAUGAUCAGUCCAUGCGCCAUCACCAGUUUCAGGAUGACAUCAACAACAGGGAUCUGUAUGAAGGAGUGGUGCGUCCCCAGCUGCAAACGAAACCACCAGACGAUGAUAGUGCGAUCUUGGUGCAAACAGCCAGAGCUACAGUUGCUCCCAAUAAGAACGAUAGUCAGAACUCAACGAUUGCUUUGAAUGCAGCCACCACAGGAACCACGACAACAGAGUGCGGAAUCGAUGGAGCCAUGUCCGUGUCUGAGCUGACCACCACGCAAGCGCCCAAGGAUAAUCGCACACAGAUCCACGUCGAGACCCAAAAGGACUUGGCCACCGCUUCGACGGGCAUCAUAGGCAACCUGGAGCUGUUGCGUCGACUGAGUGGCAAACAAUUUCAGAGUUAUACCACAGCAUUGAUAGCCACAGUGGCUGUCGGUUGCUUUCUCCUCAUACUCAACGUAUUGAUCUUCGCGGGCAUUUAUCACCAGCGGGAGAAACGCGCACGCGAUGCCAAGACCAAAGAGGAGCUACAGGAGGGUGAUAACAGCAAGAACUCGAGCAUGCUCAAGCUGAACGCGCUGGGAAUGGAUGGGGGCAGUGGUGCUGGUGGUGCAGGCAAUAGCAGCGAUGCGUAUACCCUGAGCGGCAACAGCGGCAAGGCGGGCGUCCUCUUUGGCGAAUACAGUUGCUAUGAUGAGAAGACGAAGCAGAUAAAGGAGGAGAAACUACUGGUGGAACUGCCACCACCGUCCUCGACACAAACCACACUCAUUAUGGACAGUGUGGGCACCUGGGCGGCCUGUUCCACCAGCACACUGGACCUGCUCAAGACCAAGCAUCAUGGGACUGAAAGCCUAACACACUACAACAGUGGAGUUAGCGGUGGCGGUGGUGGUGGAGGAGUUGAACAGGAAAUGGUCUCGUACACUGCUCUACCCCUGACCACCGUGCUGGAGGCCAGCACCUCGGCAGCGUCCAGCAAGCGGGGCUCCUUUGUGGACAACAGUGGCACCCAGUUGAACCAGCAGUUUGAUUAUGCCGUGCAAUCGUCCGAUCAAAUGUCCUUCAAGGCCAUUGAGGAGGCAGUAAAGGCUGCCUCUGUGACUGUAGACUCCGAGAUAAUGAGAGACGAUGAUAUACCAGAGCCCCCGCCACCACCUCGCUCCUUCUUGGCUGCCCAGCAACAACAACAACAAAUGGGCGGCAUACUUCGUCAAACAAGCGGACCCGGUGGUGCGACCUCCUCGACAAGUGGCAAAAAACGUGUACAUAUUCAGGAAAUCUCUGUCUAGCGUGUAAUUCCCUUCUCUAUUUAAUUUUCAGGCUUUACGAACUGUGAACUUUAUGUUCUUCGCGCUGUUUUUCAAUGUGUCGUUAGGUUUGAAUAGGAAAAUGCUUUCAAAACUCUCAUUAAUGUCUGCUCUCUCUUUGUACAUAUGUCGUCUGUUUAUCCGUAAACCAUCGGGGAUACAUAAUUUUAAUUUAUAAAAAAACGCUCUCUCUUUAAAACCGAAAUUAUGUGUUCCUAAUCAACAGUUGAACCUUUUUUACCAUUUUCGUUAGUUUUUUCUUUAAUGACACAUUUCUAUCCGAUAUCGACUAUUGCCGAAUAAUAUUAUAUAUAUUUCAAUUUCCCUUUAAUUUAUU